AUGCAAUCUAUCAAGCAGUUCUUUGCAAAAUUCUAUAGCACAGAAGGAGUACCCUCAGAGAUUUUCAACAAGACUCUUUACUUUGCCAUCUUUGUCUUUGGUAUUCUUGGGUGUGGACGUGGUUACGAUGAAGGCUACAUCGGUGGUGUUGUUUCCAAACAACCAUUCAUCGACACCUUUGGGCUCGAUAAUCCAUCGUGGUCAGAAUCUUAUGAGGCUAAUGUGGAAUCCAACAUUACCUCCAUGGUCAUUCUAGGCUCCAUCGGUGGUUCCCUUUUCGCCAUGUACUUCAUCGAUAGAUUUGGUCGUGUCAGAACAUUACAAGGUUCUCUAAUCUUGUGGAUUGUUGCUGUCAUCAUUGAAAUCACCUCGACUGAUUUGGGCCAGCUCUACGCUGGUAGACUCAUAGAGGGACUUGCUAUUGGCCAAACUGUGGUUAUUGGCCCUUGUUAUUUGUCUGAGAUUGCUCCAAAAAACAUCCGUGGUUUGGCAAACUGUAUCUUUGCAGGUGCAGUUUACUUUGGCUCAUUCAUGUCCAAUUUCAUCAACUACGGUUGUUCACUUCACAUUGACACCAAUUCACAAAAGCAGUGGAUUAUUCCAACAGCAAUAAAGAUUGUUGUCGCUGGUCUUUUGUUUAUUGGCUCUUUAUUCUGCUUUGAAUCCCCAAGAUGGCUUGCUAAAAAGGGCCAGGAGGAAAAGACUAGCAUUGCCCUUUCGAAGAUUAGAAACUUGCCCACUGACCAUCCAUAUGUACUUUCAGAGUUGAGUGAUAUCCAAGAGCAAAUCUCUGUUGAAAUCCUGGAGCACGGGAAAAUGACCAAAUUCGGUGCAUUUAAGGAACUCUUUACGAUCAAAUCCUUACGUUAUCGUAUCCUUCUCGCAUUGUCUGCACAGAUUCUUGGACAAUGGUCAUUUGCUGGAAGUAUCACCGUUUAUAUGACUGAGCUUGUUUCACUUGUGGGAGUUACGGGAACAAGAAGAGUUCUCUAUUCAGCCAUUCUCGGUGUUGUGAAGUUCAGCUCCGCAUAUAUUGGUGCGUUCUUUGUCAUCGAUAUCUUGGGUCGUAAGAAGGCAUUGCUUAUGGGUAUCACCAUUCAAUUGAUAGCAACUUUGUAUUUUGCUAUAUAUUUACAAAUCGUUCCACAAGCUACAGAAAACAAUAUUCAAUUAACAGAUUCUCAAUCAAGAGCAGGUGUUGCAGCUUUGGCCUCAUUGUUCAUCACUGGUGUCGGGUGGACCCUUGGUUGGAAUUCAAUCCAAUAUCUCAUUAACUCUGAAAUGCUUCCAAUACACGUCCGUCACAUUGGUACCGCAUUGAUCAUGAUUUUCCAUUUUGCAAACCAAUACGGCAACACAAAGGCCUUACCUUCCAUGUUGAUCUAUUUGACACCAGCUGGAACGUUCUUCUUUGCAAGUGCUAUUCUUGUCAUUGGCCUUUUCUGGGCAUGGUUCCUAUUACCAGAGAUCGCCGGUAGAUCCUUGGAGAGUAUGGAGGAGCUUUUCAAUCUUCCAUGGUAUCUCAUUGGAAGAAAAGGAGCCCAGCUUUGUCCAGACCAUUCAGGCAUUGCACACAUCAAACAAAAUGGUGAAAUAACAGAGAUGAACAUUAAGAGCGAACAGGAGUUUGUCGAGGAGGUUUCCAAUUACUCCGGGAAUUCUUCAUCGAACAACCAGAAGAACGUUGAUUUGGAAAAGGGUGCCCACUGA
This is a messenger RNA of Williopsis jadinii, 1710 nucleotides long. Its product is annotated as high-affinity glucose transporter of the major facilitator superfamily. NCBI's taxonomy places the organism in Eukaryota, Fungi, Ascomycota, Saccharomycetes, Phaffomycetales, Wickerhamomycetaceae. Gene Ontology annotation, biological process: carbohydrate transport; transmembrane transport. The record is from RefSeq and is a predicted model, not a curated record. Bases 1 to 1710 code for a protein of 569 amino acids. Gene Ontology annotation, molecular function: carbohydrate:proton symporter activity. The transcript has a single exon. Gene Ontology annotation, cellular component: membrane.